GUCACACUCAUAAAACCCCAAAAGAGAGAGAGACUUUUUAACCGUCAAGAACAAGAUGGAAAAUCAUCAUCACCGACUCUCCUCCACGAAAUCCGACGGCGUAGAAGCGUCGGACGGUGUGGGGCAGGGGAAGCUAUACUCUCCUGACCACGCGAUCAAAAUCGCUACAAAACGCUACGAAAACGUGGAACAGGGGAAGCUAUACUCUCCUGACCACGCGAUCAAAAUCUCAGAGAAGCCUAACCCCGAAAACACUGUGGAAUCAUCUGAUUCAGAAGAAGGGGAGAAGCAGAGCAAGACGAUGGUGUUGUUGGGGAUGAAGAAUCUCGCAUCUGUUAAGGAUAAAGUAUUAGAGAAACUAGCCGCUGCUUCGGUUCCCUCGGAGUCGCUAGAAAACACUAAACAGUUUUUAGAAGGUGUGAUUAAGGAUUUCGCCGGAGCGGCUCAGGGUAUGACGAAAGACGCGUUGCACCGGAUUAAAACUCAUCUCACUGUUAUUCUCCCUUCUGUUUCUCCAGACGUCACCGGAAAGAUAGUGGACGAUGCUGAGAAGGAAGCCAUUAAAGGAGAGGAAGAAGAUGAGAGAAAAUCAAAAGAUAGCUCCGGAGACGAAGUCACAGGAAAGUUGCCGUAUGUGUCUCCAGCGUCUUCAUUUUUCGGCUCUCUCGCCAAACCUUUCUCAAAGCUUUGAUGAGUUUUUUGUUUCUUAAGCGUACAAGUUAAUCUAAGAUGAAUAAGAAAAAUCCUAAGAUUUCUGUAUCAUUUGAAAUUUUAUGUUUGCUUAUGAUGGAAGAUGGUGUACGCUUAA
Capsella rubella is the source of this 808-nucleotide messenger RNA. RefSeq lists its product as uncharacterized. Bases 56 to 691 code for a protein of 211 amino acids. Lineage: Eukaryota; Viridiplantae; Streptophyta; Magnoliopsida; Brassicales; Brassicaceae. The transcript has 2 exons. The record is from RefSeq and is a predicted model, not a curated record.